AAAACUAAAAAACGUAUUGUGCGAACGUAUGAAUGAUAAAGAGAAAUAUAUUACCUAAUACUUCGAAUAAAAUUAUGUAAAUGAGAUAGACACGUGCUUGAACUUAUGGUUUAUCUAAAAACGAAUUCAAAACUGAUUAAAUAACAUUCAACGGACGUUCUGUUAGAAAUCUAACCUUGUUUUGUCAUUCACUGCAAAUUGCAAGUUCAACCAGUUGUGUUCCAUUAUUUAUUAGUUACUAUUAAACAGGAAAAAUGAGUGCCAAAGUGAAUAAUUUAGGCAAAAAACUAGUGGAACAGUUGAAAUCCAAGGAAUUCAGGAACUAUUUGAUGAGCACCCACUUUUGGGGCCCUAUUGCUAAUUGGGGAAUACCCUUGGCAGCUCUAGCUGAUUUUAAAAAAGAUCCUAAAUUCAUAAGUGGCAAAAUGACAUUAGCCUUAUGUUUAUAUUCGGCAAUGUUUAUGAGAUUUGCCUGGAAGGUACAGCCUCGUAACAUGCUUUUAUUUGCUUGCCAUUUUACAAAUGAGGGAGCACAACUAGUCCAACUUUCUAGAUUUCUCGACUGUACCUAUGGGUCAAAGGAAAAGGCAACAAAAGUUGCUGUUGAAACUGCGUGAGCUUGCAGACCUAAAGGAAUAAAUUGAGGGCAAUGGCUAGUUAUAGUAAGGCGCGAGAGUUCAUAAAUAAAUUACGUAGGUCAGCUCAAUACAUUGGAUUGAAUACACAAUAACUCAGGUACCAUUUAAAAUAAGUAAAACCAUGUGCCAUUGAGGCUGGAGAUAGUCAAACUCAAUACUUCCAGCUGUUGAGGUAUUAUAGUUGGUAUACUAUUGAGUUCAAUCAACCAUGAAUACAUGUAUACCUAAUUAAUUAACAUAACACUACUGAGUUCUGGGUAAUUAGGUACCUAAUACUAUUUCAUUUAAGACUGCCUGUUUUUAUGUUUAAAUACAUAUGGUUGCUUGAGCUCUUUGCCAUUAACUACUAGAACUCAAUUAAACUGGUUAGAAGGCAAGAGAACAUUGAUUUGUAAUGCAAAAUGUGAUAAUUAGCAAUCAAGUUCAACCAGUUCAUCAACAUGCAUAUCUAGGCAUUUUAAUUUGUCAUCGUUUCACAACAAUAUGAUUUCUUUACGUACGUUUACUUUCUCUUGAGUUUGCCAUUAAAUGCCAUUUAUUGUUAGCAUUCAACAGCCACAGUUAGACCACCAUAUCUUCUAAGUAUUUAAUUUUAUUUAAAUAAUUUCUGGCUUCUAGUCAGGAGGAUAUUUCUCAUGAGCGAGUGUGAGGUGUUUAUCCUUGACUUUUUACCCAUUAAAGAAUAAUACGUAGAAUAAUUUGAGGAGAAAAUCGACCAACAUUCUUAUUUGCUACUUCUAUGUUUCAAUUGUUCUCUUUUGUGUUGAAUACCAGGAAUCUUGUACUUUUUCAACAUAAUAGUGUAUACACUAGUUGUACAGUUGAAAAAAGCGUCUUAACAAUUUUCUAUCUUCUAUCUGAAAAAAUCCAAUUUUUUCGUAAUUAAUUUUAUAUUAUUACCUGUUUUUUAUUUGUAUUAUAUUACCCAUUUUGUCUAUUUUGCAGUUUGUUUUUCUCUAAUCCGUUUGAAUACAGGACUAUCAGGUAAAUUAACUUUUGUCCUAGUUUUUCGUUUGUUUUCCUAUGUGCCAUAUUUCAGACGACAUAUAAACUAUUUUUCGUUAAGUUUCGUUUGCUUUUCUUUAUUAGUAGUAAGAACGUUUCCAAGCUCCUAUAUUUAUGAAACAUGCUUUAGUAAUUAUUAGGAGCUGCAAAUAACUUGCUAGUGCUGUAUUGUUUCGUUGCUUGUUUUAAAAUGUUCUGCUUAUUUUGUAUAUUUUAAGCGAUCGAUAUAUCGAUUUUUUUUCUUUUGAUCUCCACCUUUAUAUUCUAUUGAAAACCCUACAUUUAAACCAUGAAAAAACCAUUCUAAAAAGCAGCAUGGAAACUGAAACACCCUAUAUAAAGCAGGAUAUAAAUUGCUCAUAUUAAUAAUUAAAAAUAGAUGAAUAUGUAAAGGUCACUUAACCCAUAAAUAAUUAGUUUCAACUGCAUGAGCUAAUAGUGAAAGGUAUUUAGUGAGCUUUAUAUGUUUAAACUAUAAAUUAACGCCUUACAAGCAUCAUACAGGCUCUAAAUGUUAGCUAAAUGUUCACCUGUAAUUAACGAAAUCAUUUACUUUACUUAGAUAAGGCAAGCCAUUGUUAUUAGUUUUUUAUUGAAUGAAUAGGUGGAAUUUUAUCCUCCAUUGACGUCAUGAUUUACACCUUUACAUUACCCACAAUAUUAUUAAUUGUUACUACUGAUGAUAUCUUAAGUCGGCUAAUUGAUAUUGAUUUAUUCAAAGAUAUUAUAUUGUUGUGAAAUGUAGCGGUUUUUCCUAAGAAAUAUUUAAUUUAAUUCGGAAGUUGAAACUUCUAAGCCGCAACUAGAUCGUAUUUUUGCUCAGAUAUUGCAACAAACUCUUUUCAAUUGACCAAUUAUUGUAAUGUACAUAAUAAUAGCUGAUAUUUUAACAAUCAGUUUUAAUACUCAAAGUGUGGUGGAAUCAACGGGUUGCUUUAUGUGCAUAAUGUUUAUUGUUUUUAUUAGUGUCUGAAUGGCUCAUAAAUAAUAUCUACCUACAUGUAUGAUUUAAAAAUAUACACUGGGUGAACUAGUCGCGCCUAUUAUUUAUAUGCAAAAAAUAAUGAAAAAGCCAUAAUUCAUGGCGUUUUCAGGUAUUUGUUCUUGUAUAUGUUUACUGUUUUGCUCUUAUAUAUUAUCUAUUUAUUCCCCGUCUGAUGAUUUUUAGAACAGAAUAAUAUUUUGUUAUGUUUAUUUUUACAUUACUUUAAGAUAACUUACACUCUGUGCAAUUGGCAACAAUAAUCUAAAACCAUUUGUUUUCAAUAAUUAUCGAAUAUCACGAGGGAAAUACUUUGCGAUGAUUUAAUAAUAAUAGAAUGUGUUAUGUUGUUAUGUAGUAAAUUUGAUUUACCAUUACAUUAUGCUAGUGAUGAGUUACGCUUACUUGCUUCUCUUAUGAUUUAGUUUUAUUGAAUUUAUUAAUAUUAUCGAUAUGAUAAAUUCUGCUCAAUCAUAGAGUGGAUUUUAAAACAGGUAGACAAAAUGUCUUUAGAAUUGUGCAUACAAUCAUAUACGACCACUUGCAUUUUUUAGGAAAAUAUUUUGAUGUGUACAUUAUAGCUAUUAUUGUUUUUAAAUAAAUUAUAUUUUAUUUAAA
Messenger RNA from Dendroctonus ponderosae (mountain pine beetle), 3243 nucleotides. It is a transcript of the gene Mpc1, whose product is annotated as mitochondrial pyruvate carrier 1. The record is from RefSeq and is a predicted model, not a curated record. Gene Ontology annotation, biological process: pyruvate import into mitochondria. Gene Ontology annotation, cellular component: mitochondrial inner membrane. NCBI's taxonomy places the organism in Eukaryota, Metazoa, Arthropoda, Insecta, Coleoptera, Curculionidae.